AUGUGCCCGGAGGAGGGCGGCGCGGCUGGCCUGGGCGAGCUCCGCUCCUGGUGGGAAGUCCCGGCCAUCGCGCACUUCUGUUCGCUCUUUCGCACAGCGUUCCGCCUGCCGGACUUUGAGAUCGAAGAGCUAGAAGCAGCUCUUCACAGAGAUGACGUUGAGUUUAUCAGUGACCUGAUUGCUUGCCUGCUACAGGGUUGCUAUCAACGAAGAGAUAUCACGCCUCAGACAUUCCACAGCUACUUGGAGGACAUCAUCAACUAUCGCUGGGAGCUUGAAGAAGGAAAACCCAACCCUCUGCGAGAAGCCAGUUUCCAGGAACUCCCUCUUCGGACUCGUGUGGAAAUCCUGCAUCGCCUCUGUGAUUAUCGGCUCGAUGCAGAUGAUGUCUUCGAUCUUCUCAAGGGUUUGGAUGCAGAUAGUCUCCGGGUGGAACCACUGGGUGAAGACAAUUCAGGAGCACUAUAUUGGUAUUUCUAUGGAACACGAAUGUACAAGGAGGACCCUGUGCAAGGCAAAUCCAAUGGAGAACUCUCUUUGAGCAGAGAAAGUGAAGGACAGAAAAAUGUCUCCAGUGUGCCUGGAAAAACAGGCAAAAGAAGAGGAAGACCUCCCAAACGGAAAAAAUUGCAAGAGGAGAUUACAGUGAGUGAAAAACAGGAAGAAAGCACCUUGACAUCUGAGGGACAGACAAGAAAUGGCUCCCAAGGGCCAGGCCAAGGCACAUGGUGGCUCCUGUGCCAGACUGAAGAAGAGUGGAGACAGGUCACCGAGAGUUUUCGAGAGAGGACAUCCCUGCGAGAACGGCAGCUCUACAAGCUCCUCAGUGAGGACUUUCUGCCCGAGAUCUGCAACAUGAUAGCCCAGAAGGGAGAAAAUCUACAGCACACAAAGGCAGAAUUGCCACCUAGGUGGGUAUCUGACCACUUGUCUGUCAGAUCCAACAAACAGCAAGAAACUCCUGUGCUUACCAGAAUAGAAAAACAGAAGCGCAAAGAGGAGGAAGAAGAACGUCAAAUUCUGCUAGCGGUGCAGAAGAAGGAGCAGGAGCAGAUGCUGAAAGAAGAGAGGAAACGGGAGUUAGAGGAAAAGGUCAAGGCAGUGGAAGGUAUGUGUGCUUCCUGUGCAGGAAUGGCACAUUUGCAGCCAAAGAUCAAUCAAGCUGGGUCCUUUCGUUACACCAACACCGACUUUGAGAAGGAAGAUCGAGCUAAAAGGAGAAAGCUUAGGGAAGAACGGGCAUGGCUACUUGCUCAAGGCAAAGAGCUCCCCCCAGAACUUUCCCAUCUGGACCCUCAUUCCCCAAUGAGGGAAGAAAAAAAGGCUAAGGAUCUGUUUGAGUUGGAUGAUGAUUUCACUGCCAUGUAUAAAGUCUUAGAUGUGGUAAAGGCGCACAAGGAUUCAUGGCCUUUUUUGGAACCUGUGGAUGAAUCUUACGCACCUAACUAUUACCAGAUUAUUAAGAUCCCUAUGGAUAUUUCAAGCAUGGAGAAGAAACUCAACAGUGGCUUAUACUGUACCAAGGAGGAAUUUGUAAACGAUAUGAAGACUAUGUUCAGGAAUUGUCGGAAAUAUAAUGGGGAAAGUAGCGAGUAUACCAAGAUGUCUGACAAUUUAGAGAAGUGUUUCCAUCGAGCAAUGGCGAAACAUUUUCCUGGAGAAGAUGGAGACACAGAUGAAGAAUUUUGGAUCAGAGAGGAUGAAAAGCGAGAAAAGAGACGGAACCGAGCAGGACGGAGCAGUGGAAGCCACGUUUGGACCCGCUCCAGAGAGCCCGACGGAACCGGCAAGAAACAGCAGCCCAUGGAGAAUGGGGGGAAGUCUUUGCCCCCCACACGCCGCCGCGCCUCCUCCUCUGGGGAUGAUCAUAGCAGCAGCUCCAUGCAGCCACCCCGGGAAUUGGGCACUUCCAACGGCCAGGGCUUUUCACGUUCCAUGCCUUAUGGUGGGAUGCCCAACCAGACACCUCUUUUAAACCAGAUGAGGCCUGCAGUGCCAGGAGCCUUUGGCCCUCUUCAAGGAUCAGACCCUGCCAACUUUUACGGCUCCUCUCGAGUCCCAGAACCACAUCCAGGAGAGCAGCAUCAAGUUUUUGCCAUGCAGCCUCCUGUUGGAAUUAACAAUCACCGAGGACCCAGACUAGGAACACCUGAAGAAAAGCAAGCGUGUGGGGGUUUGACACACCUCUCUAACAUGGGAGCACAUCCUGGAUCCUUACAGCUUGGGCAGAUGAGUGGCCCCAAUCAGGAGGGAAAUUUGUAUCCCCCGCCUCAGUUCCAGCCAGGAUUUAUUCCACCCAGACAGAGUGGGGUUCCUCCCCGACCACCUGAUUUUCCUGAAAACUCAGAAAUCCCUCCCACUCAUAUGUACCGCUCAUACAAGUACCUGAAUCGUGUGCCGCCUGCUGUCUGGAAUGGGAGCCAUGGUGCUGCACACCCAGGACCCCUGGGGCCGGAUGACAAGCUUCCACUGGGACCAGGGCCUUCUCACCAGCCUCACUCUCUUGGUCAUAUGAUGGAUUCCCGAGUGAUGAGACCACCGCUCCCUCCAAACCAGUGGAAUGAACAAUCAAGUUUUCUACCUCAUGGAGCUCCUUCUUCAGGGUAUAUGCGACCACCCUGCAAAUCUGCUGGACAUCGGUUACAGGCUCCAGCCGCUGCACAUGGUUCCCUGUAUGGAGCACCCCCCCAGGCUCUGCGGGGGGUCCCAGGAGGGGACUCCAUGAUGGACAGCCCAGAGAUGAUUGCCAUGCAGCAGCUCUCCUCCCGUGUUUGCCCACCAGGUGUGCCUUACCACCCCCAGCAGCCCACUCCUCCCCAUCUGCCUGGCUCUUUUCCACAGGUACCUCACUCAGCAUCAGUAAGUUUGUCAACCUCCAAGCCUGACUUGGGGAACACUGGGAGAACACAGGAUAACAGUGAAACAAAAGAUCCUGAGAAUGAUGGAGCAGAGCCCUUACCAGGGCUUGAGGAGAAACCACCAAGUGUUGGUGCUUCAGAGGGGGUGUACCUCAAACAACUACCUCACCCUACACCUCCCCUACAGACAGAUGGUACCAAGCAGAGCUCACCUCAAGAAAGGGAAGCAGAAGGUGCAGAGCUCAAAAACGACUCCUCAGAAACUGGGGACAACUGCAAAGCAACCAAGGGCAACAGCACCUGGCGCUCAGACGCCAGCUACACGAGCCCAACUGCACAAGGAUGUAUGGGAGACCUCUCCACUGUGGCCGAGAAAGGGCCUCUACCCGAAAAUGGAGUGCUUGGUGAAGCCUCCUCAUGUGGAUCAGAGGGCAAGAAUCUUGGGGGCUGUGGUUCAGAAAAACCACUCUGCCCGAGAGGCAAAGCAUUGCCAGAAACCAUGCCAUGUGCAGGACAGAAUGCCCCGACACCUCCCAACGCAGAUCCCAGUUUGAUGGGAGGCCCUGUGAGCCAGUUUUCUCCCCUGUACAUGUCAGGCCUGGAAUACCCGAAUUCGGCUGCACAUUACCACAUCAGCCCAGGCCUGCAAGGUUUGGGCCCAAUGAUGGAGAAAUCCUCGAUGUCCCAUCCUCAGCAUUUCCCACCUAGGGGCUUCCAGUCUAAUAACCCUCAUUCUGGCAUCUUCCCCCACUAUCGCCCCCACCAAGGAAUGAGAUAUUCUUACCAGCCACCACCUCAGCCUCCCUACCAUCACUACCAGCGAACUCCUUAUUACACAUGUCCACAGGGAUUUUCAGACUGGCAGAGACCUCUCCAUCCCCAGGGAAGCCCAGGUGGGCCCCCAUUUACUCAGCCUCCUCCACCUAGGCCCCUCUUCACAGAUAAGAAUGCUGUGACUAGCCUACAAGGCUGUGAGACACUUAAUGCUGCCUUAACUUCUCCAACCCGGAUGGAUGUGGCCACUAAGGUUGUUCCAGCUGAUGGGCAGAAUCCUGGUCCGGAGGAUGAGAAGCUGGAUGAAUCUAUGGAAAGGCCAGAGAGUCCCAAAGAGUUUUUAGACCUGGACAACCAUAAUGCAGCUACCAAACGACAAAGUUCCUUGUCAGCCAACGAAUAUCUUUAUGGAACUCCUCCUCCACCUGUGGGUUCAGGAAUGGGUUUUGGUUCAUCUGCUUUCCCACCCCAUGGCAUGAUGCUACCGUCGGGGCCUCCAUACACACCUCAGCGGCCAGCCAGUCACUUCCAGCCCCGGGCUUACUCUUCUCCUGUGACUGCUCACCCACCUCACCAUCCAGUGGCUGCCCAGCCCAAUGGCCUCCCUCAGGAGGGCCCCGUCUACCGCUGCCAGGAGGAAGCCAUGGGUCACUUUCAAGCUGUAAUGAUGGAACAAAUUGGCACUGCAAGUGGGAUAAGGGGACCUUUCCAGGAAGUGUACAGACCAUCAGGAAUGCAGAUGCAUCCUGUCCACUCACAGUCCCCGUUCCCAAAGACUCCAGCACCAGCAACAUCACAGGAAGAGCUGCCACCACAUAAGCCCCCAACACUUCCUCUGGAUCAGAGCCCAAGACAGCAGCUCAAGUACAAUGGAAGUCGAAUAGAAGAUGAAUGCUGA
Molecule: messenger RNA, 4530 nt
Organism: Elephantulus edwardii (Cape elephant shrew)
Lineage: Eukaryota; Metazoa; Chordata; Mammalia; Macroscelidea; Macroscelididae
Gene: CECR2
Product: cat eye syndrome chromosome region, candidate 2
Exons: 22
Coding region: 1-4530 (1509 amino acids)
Biological process (GO): chromatin remodeling
Cellular component (GO): CERF complex
Molecular function (GO): protein binding
Source: RefSeq, a predicted model, not a curated record